Messenger RNA from Salvelinus namaycush (lake trout), 357 nucleotides. It is a transcript of the gene s100s, whose product is annotated as S100 calcium binding protein S. The record is from RefSeq and is a predicted model, not a curated record. Lineage: Eukaryota; Metazoa; Chordata; Actinopteri; Salmoniformes; Salmonidae. Gene Ontology annotation, molecular function: calcium ion binding. Bases 1 to 357 code for a protein of 118 amino acids. The transcript has 2 exons.
AUGUCCAAGGAACCCUCUUCCAACCUGGAGAAUGCCAUGCAGAUGCUGAUCAAAACCUUCCACAAGUACUCAGGGAAGGAGGGUGACAAGUAUACUCUGAGCCGGGGAGAGCUGAGAGAGCUGCUAACAGAGGAGCUGGGGAGUUACCUAGGGAACGCCCGGGAUGGAGAAGGGGUUGAGAAGGUGAUGAAUGACCUGGACGCCAACAGCGACGGUGAGGUGGACUUCACAGAGUUCAUCAUCCUGAUGGGAGCCCUGACAGUGGCUUGCAACGACUUCUUCAUGGAAUACAAGCCCGAGAAACUUGUCCACACACCCUUUGAGAAAAAGGAGGCAACAGCGGAGAAGAAAGAGUGA